Molecule: messenger RNA, 1020 nt
Organism: Lathyrus oleraceus (garden pea)
Lineage: Eukaryota; Viridiplantae; Streptophyta; Magnoliopsida; Fabales; Fabaceae
Product: transcription factor bHLH131
Exons: 2
Coding region: 251-871 (206 amino acids)
Biological process (GO): regulation of DNA-templated transcription
Molecular function (GO): protein dimerization activity; DNA-binding transcription factor activity
Source: RefSeq, a predicted model, not a curated record
UCAAAAUCCUAUCUUAAAUUCCUUGAUUUGCUGAUUCCUUUUUAUAAAGUGACUAAAUAGUUGCCAAACAUCUUCAAUCUUCAUUGCUUCUGCUGUAAUUGCAUUUCACUUGCCUCUUUUAGCACAAAGUUUUUUACAGGAAGCAGAAUGGUUUUACUUCGACAGGUAAGAUUUUUAUAAGUUAUCUUGUUUAAGAUUAAAUGCAAACUUGUUUACUUCUUUUGUUUUACUAAAAUAGUUACAGCAGGGAAUGCAGCAUGUCCGAAAUUUCUAUAACUCGGAAGCUCAAAUGUUAAGAAGCAACUUUCAGCCAUCAUUCAUCUCUCAAACAUACAAAAGCAGUAUCUCGAAACAAAGAUCAAAGGCAGAGAACAAAUUACUGGCAGCAAAGAAACACAGUGAAGCAGAAAGGAGACGCAGAAUGCGAAUCAAUGGUCAAUACGACACCCUCCGCAACAUCCUCCCCAACUUGAUCAAAAAGGACAAGGCAUCAAUACUAGUAGAAACUAUCAAGCAAGUGAUUGAGUUGAAGAAAAAAGCAUCAAAACUAGAAGAUAGCCAUGAUACCUCAGAGGUCAAGUUUCCAAGUGGAGCAGACAGAUUGAAUUUGGAAAAGUGUAAUGAUGAGGAGGGUUUAGUGAAGGCUACAUUGAGUUGUGAGGAUAGGCCAGGAUUGAUGUCAUCUAUAGCAAGAGCAGUAGGGUCCACGAAAGCCAAAGUUGUAAAGGUUGAGAUGGUGACAGUUGGUGGAAGAACCAGAAGUGUUUUGUGGGUUCAAGGGGUUGAAAAUGAAGAUUUGGGAAUGCUUAAAAGUACUUUGAAAAUUGUCAUGCAUAAGCCAAGCUUUAAGAUGAGAAGGUUUACUCAAUAAGUGUUUGUUGUAGGAUUAUUCCCUUAAUUCUGACUUCAUAGGAACCAUAACGUGUAAAGCUAAUUACAUGUUUUUUUUUCUAGGUUUGAGGAAUACAAAAUAAUGACUUUAUGGGCUUUGUAGAAUGAGCCUCUACUCUUAGAUUUGUA